GACCUGCCAAUCACGGUGUCCUUGCCGCCCACUUCCGCCCAAUUUAGAGGGACUCCAGUCUUCGAUUGUUUAUGUUUCCAGCGCUUUAAUUUGACCUUUUUUCGCGGGUAGCGUGUCUGGCUGUCUGUGAUGCUUGGAGAGAGGCUAGGCAGCAGGGACAGGCCGAUGCUGGAAACAUGACUUCUGAGUAACGCAUAGUUACUUUCUCUGCUCAGUAUGAACAGCGAGGAGGAGUUUUACGACGCUGAGACAGGGCUGGAGUCAGAUGAUUCCUGUGAGGUCAGUUUUAAAGAUGCCCUCGUAUUUGACAGCAAGCAGGUGACUCACGGCAGUGCCACGCAGGAGAAUGGAGUGUGGGCGCGCAGGAAAACCCUGCCUGCUGAGAUGAUCUCCAGAAACAACUUCAGUGUGUGGAGUAUACUGAAGAAAUGCAUCGGCAUGGAGCUGUCCAAAAUAGCAAUGCCAGUUGUAUUUAAUGAGCCGCUGAGCUUUCUCCAGAGAAUCUCGGAGUAUAUGGAACACACUCACCUCAUCCACCAAGCCUGCAGUUUAUCUGACUCCAUAGACCGCAUGCAGGUUGUUGCUGCCUUUGCUGUUUCAUCUGUAGCAUCUCAAUGGGAAAGGACUGGAAAGCCAUUUAAUCCAUUACUCGGGGAGACAUAUGAACUGACAAGAGAGGAAGAGGGAUACAGAUUGAUCUCUGAGCAGGUGAGCCACCACCCUCCUAUCAGUGCCUUCCACGCCCAGUCUCUGAAGCAAGAGUUCGAGUUUCAUGGCUCCAUUUACCCAAAACUUAAGUUCUGGGGCAAAAGUGUGGAGGCUGAGCCUAAAGGCACCAUGACACUGGAGUUGCUAAAACAUAAAGAAGCGUACACAUGGAUGAAUCCAAUGUGCUGUGUGCAUAACAUCAUCUUGGGAAAACUUUGGAUUGAACAAUAUGGAACUGUGGAGAUUGUCAACCACAGUACAGGAGAUAAGUGUGUGCUGAACUUCAAACCAUGUGGGAUGUUUGGAAAAGAGCUGCACAAAGUAGAAGGUCAUAUCCAGGACAAAAGUAAGAAGAAGCGACGAGUGAUUUAUGGAAAGUGGACAGAGUGCAUGUACAGCGUGGACCCCAAGGUUUAUGACGCAUACAAGAAGUCAGACAAGAAGAGCGGGGGCGACUCAAAAAAGCUGAAACAGGAGCAUAGCUUUGAAGGUGAGGAGGCUGACGAGAUGCCAGAGGUUCAAGAGACUGUGACUGUGAUACCAGGAAGUGCCUUACUGUGGAGGAUAACACCGCGGCCCCCUCACUCAGCACAGAUGUAUAACUUCACCAGCUUUGCCAUGACGCUAAAUGAGCUGGAGCCUGGCAUGGAGAGACUACUGGCACCAACAGACUGCCGGCUGAGGCCCGACAUCAAAGCCAUGGAGAAUGGAGACAUAGAUUCAGCAAGUACAGAGAAAGAGCGAUUAGAAGAGAAACAGAGAGCCGCACGCAGAGAACGCUCCAAGGACGAGGAGGACUGGUCGACCAGGUGGUUCCAGCAGGGAACGAACCCUCAUACAGGAGCUGAGGAUUGGCUGUACACAGGUGGAUACUUUGACAGGAAUUACACUGACUGUCCUAACAUUUAUUGACGCAGGAGGUGCUCAGUAUAACGGUCUUCUAUCUGAUAGGAUUCACUUUAUUUCUCUGCAUCUAGGAUUUGUGACAUUAUGAUGGCCAGACACUCGCUGGUACUGUGUGUUUGUUAGAAUCAAUGAAAGCUGAUAUCAGACAGUUUAUCAGAUUAUCUGCAACUGACUGUGAAUGUUGUCUGCAGGAGAAGUGUCAUAUUACGGAGAAUUGUAGAGUUUACCUACUGUAAAUGUUGACAUCAAACAUCUUCAUCUUUAUACGCCCUAAACAUGUAUGUUACUCACCAUUCGAAGGUUUAAAACCAACCACCAGUGUGAUCUCUGGAGUGGUGAACCAGCUGCUGCAGGACACACAGGAUAUAUUUUCAGUUCUAGUUCAGGCACUCAACCAUAACCUUACCUGUAGACGUACCACACACUUCUGUCAAGUUGCAUUCAAAUAUCAGGGGUUAUUUAAACACAUCUGCUACUUUUAUAUAACCUAUUUGGAAAUUAGAUGUCUAUUUUAGUUAGCACUAAAAUGUCACAAGUGUUUCUGUGAAUAGAGACUUACAGUAGAAAUGAAAGCUGCUUAUAACCAUGUUUACUGCCACAGUAAACGGAUAUUGUUGGUACAUUAUAUUGUUGUCCGCUGUAACAUAGAUAAUGUGUAUAAUAAGUGGUGCAUGCAUGGUCACCAAGACGAUUAUUUACACAAGUUAAAGCCAUAAAAACCUUCUCUGCACUGAGUAUAAAUGCUUUCACGUGAAACUUUAAAGCGAAGGGAAACGGAAGGGAUUGGUUGCAGCAGGAGUUUUCAAAGUCUGACACUGGCCGCCUCCCCAGCCUCUUCACACACCACGCACUGUGAAAUUGUUGACCUUUUUUCGUCAACACACAAUAAAUAUCUGUGUAUGAACACACAGAGGAGAGUGACAGGGCUUUAGGAAUAUAAGGGUGGGCGUGAAGGGACUUUUUGAGCCUUUUAUAGAGUCAAAACAUGCUGAACACAAGAAGAAACGUUCAUAAUUAUCAAACAUCUGUCUUUGUUCCUGGUAGCGCUUCAAAUUGAGACUUCUCAGCUUUUAAACAUUUAAAUGAGGAAGUUGGAAUUUCUGGGUGCGUUCAAAUACCCAUAUGAUCAUACUACAUAGUGUGCCAGAAAAAGAUUUGGUAUGUAUACAAACAUGUUAAAUGCAGUAGGCCAAAAACUCCACAACAUCCUCUUACAUCCGGUCACAUUAUGCAGUAUGAAAGCCAGCACGCUUUUCUGGCAGCACAAGAUACGUUACGAUGUCUCGCACAAGUAUGAACAAGCUUGAGCCGCUCAGAGCGCACCGACAGAUGAAGUACUCGGUCCAACUGUAUGCAUACUGCAUGCAACAGUACGUACAGUGUAAGGGCAGCUGCAGUACGUACUGGAAGUCAAAAGACAAAGUAUGCAAGUUUGAACGCAGAGUCUGAGUUUCCAUUUAACGAUCUCCACCUGAACACCCCCCAGUAGUUGAAUUUCCAUCAAGAAAAAGUCACAAAAACCUUACCAACCUUGACCAGUGGCAAAAAAAAAACUGGAGUAAUGUACCAUUUAUUAGCCCAUCUGUCUUCUUUGUGUCUCAUUAAUCAGGCAUACACACAGUACUGUCCAACUUGGAUCAGUGGACAUGCUGCUAGGAUGAAUACCUAGAAAUGCAUCAUCAACUGGCUUUGCUGACAAUGACUAACCUGAAAACAAAGGUUUUACUGAAGAUAUGGGUUUUCUGACUUCUUGUACUGGAACGCCCCCAACUCAGGUGUGGCUUUUUUAUUCACCGAUCUGACUUCUGAGGUAGCAGCAUAGUUGUGCCAUUGAUGCAGUUAGCUUAGUUUGCUUUGGGCUUCAACUUUAGCAAAUGUUUACAUUUUUGCAAAUUAGUGCCAUUAAAAGUAUGCAAAGUUAGUUGUUAGCACUUCAUUUAUUGCAGCAAACCUAUGGACGUACAGGCAACUGUCACUGAAUAAUUUAUCACUGAAAGCAACAUAAAACAUUCCCAGGCAAGUUGUGCAGUUAUGAGUCUUGUUGUUCUGGGAUUUCUAAGGGGAUUCUUGGUUGUUUAAUCCCAAAGAAAUGUGCAAGCCACGCUGAAUCUAAAAAAAUUAUAUUUAUCUGUGUUCACGUUUGACUGAGAAAGGGAAUUACAGCUCACACCCCUCGUCCCUCGGGGAGGCGCGCCCCACAAUAUAAAAACCUCUGCUUUGUGGAGAAAGCUGUGUCAUAUUGACUCCUGAAAGCUGUUUGUCUUCACACAGUAACUCAAGUAAUUUGAGAGUUUCCAGUUUGAGAGUCAUUUUCCAUUAGUCAGAACUGUGUGUUCAGGCACAGUUACAUCAAACACGACAGGACGCUGUAGGCACCAUAAACCUAUGCAAACUGAUCCAUCCAGUCUGCCCUCCUGAAAUGUGAAAAACACUCAGUUCCUCUUUAGCUUGUAGCCUGUCGGUGCUUGAGACGCCACAGAGGCAGCAGUUAAUGAAUGUUGUGUGCUGAUAAUAUAACACUACAGUGGCGGUUGUUGGACAGUAUAGUUUCUUUUUUUGUUUCUGAGCACUAACGUUGCAUAAAGCUGCACAUUUGAACGCUCACAGUCCUAUGCACAUAUAUGUACAGUGAACUAGUCCACAUCAUGUCUUCCCCCGGAUGCUCUUACCUUUACUCUGAAUUCAAAGCACUUUGUGACGCCUGCGGCCGCUCAGAGGUGCAGGUUCUUUCUGAUGGUUCUUCUGAUCUCUUUACCCUCCUUGUCUUUGUCAUUUGAAAAUGUUUACAUUGUAUGUUUGUUGAUCUCCUCGUUUUUUUCCUCUUCAUACUGUAUCCAUACACAACCAUAUGCAUACAAAGCAUAUUUAAGAAAUAAAUUAUGGACUACAAAACUCUG
Molecule: messenger RNA, 4511 nt
Organism: Stegastes partitus (bicolor damselfish)
Lineage: Eukaryota; Metazoa; Chordata; Actinopteri; Pomacentridae
Product: oxysterol-binding protein-related protein 2-like
Exons: 14
Coding region: 217-1620 (467 amino acids)
Cellular component (GO): plasma membrane; cytosol; perinuclear endoplasmic reticulum
Molecular function (GO): cholesterol binding
Source: RefSeq, a predicted model, not a curated record